UAGAGGUUAAACGUAGAUGAGAGCGUGUGUCCAGUAGUAUAUACUUGCCUGUCUUUCUUUGCAUUUAAUAAUAUACGGCUUCUCAUUCUGGUUUUAUUUAUUUGUUAAGAUAAUGCAUCUUGUGAGGCGUCUUCGAGUGCCCGGCUUGGUUACAGGGUGUUUGAAGACGGCCAGGCGCAGCCGAACUUCGGGAAUCUCUGCAAACCUUGAUAUUCGGGGCAUUUAUCCCCCGAUUACGACCCCUUUCAACCAAAAUGAACAGGUGGAUUAUAAUAAACUGGAAGAAAACCUGAACAAGUACUCGAAGGUACCUUUCAGAGGCUUUGUUGUCCAGGGCUCCAAUGGUGAAUAUGUGUAUCUGACAAGUGAAGAACGAAUUGAGGUGGUGAAGAGUGUUUCCAAGUCUGUUACAAAAGACAAGCUUGUGAUUGCUGGUUCUGGCUGCGAGUCAUCUAUUGCAACAAUUCACAUGACUGAAAGGAUGGCAGAAGCUGGAGCUCAUGCAGUUCUAGUGGUCACACCAAGUUACUACCGUGGAAGGAUGGAUAAUCGAGCACUCAUUCAGCAUUACACACAGGUGGCUAAUGCCAGUCCUGUUCCUGUUAUCUUGUAUAGUGUUCCUGGAAAUACAGGACUUGACCUGCCAGUGGAAGCUGCAGUUACCCUCUCCCAACAUCCCAAUAUUGUGGGUCUAAAAGACAGUGGCGGGGAUAUAACUAGAAUUGCUCUGAUUAUUCACAAAACUCAAAAAGAGGAUUUCCAAGUUUUGGCGGGCUCUGCUGGUUUUCUUUUGGCUGCCUAUUCUGUUGGUGCAGUUGGAGGUGUGUGUGCACUUGCUAAUGUCCUGGGGACCCAAAUAUGUCAGCUUGAGCAGCUGUGUAUUUCAGGCCAAUGGGAAAAGGCCAAAGAUCUACAGUACAGGCUCAUUGAACCAAAUACAGCUGUCACUCGUCAGAUGGGAAUUGCAGGUUUAAAACAAGCAAUGGACUGGUUUGGAUAUCAUGGUGGUAAAUGUCGUUCUCCUCUCUGUCCACUCAGUGAAUUAGAAGCCAAGCAGCUAAACAGCAUCUUUACCUCCAAUGGAUGGCUGUCACACUUUUAAAAUUGAGGAAUGGGAUAUGAAAAUAAUUGGAUCUUAAAAAUAAUGACUAGUCACCCCUUAAAAUACUAAUGUGACAUAUUGGUUUAUAAAAAUAAAGAUAUUUCUGUU
Polypterus senegalus (gray bichir) is the source of this 1210-nucleotide messenger RNA. It is a transcript of the gene hoga1, whose product is annotated as 4-hydroxy-2-oxoglutarate aldolase 1. Gene Ontology annotation, molecular function: N-acetylneuraminate lyase activity; 4-hydroxy-tetrahydrodipicolinate synthase activity. Bases 113 to 1102 code for a protein of 329 amino acids. NCBI's taxonomy places the organism in Eukaryota, Metazoa, Chordata, Cladistia, Polypteriformes, Polypteridae. Gene Ontology annotation, biological process: N-acetylneuraminate catabolic process. The transcript is spliced from 7 exons. The record is from RefSeq and is a predicted model, not a curated record.